UUACCAUUUUACUUUUUACUCCAAGCUAAUCAGAGAACUAAUCUCCUCUCAAAACAAAGCAUACAAAAAAGAAUAUGAUGAAAAUGACUUCUCCUCUGUCUCUGUCCAGUCUGAUGAUAAUUUUGUUGUGCGUUAGGGCGGUGAUGGUAGUAGUAGCGUCAGAGGGUCCUAGAGUUUUCAAGGUUGGAGACGAGUUCGAGUGGAGAGUUCCACUCCAGAAUGAUACAUCGGUUUACAGCCGCUGGGCGAACACCAACCGCUUCCACAUCGGCGAUUCUCUCUCGUUUGUGUACGACAAGGACUCGGUGAUGGAAGUAGACAAAUGGGGUUUUUACCACUGCAACGGCAGCGAUCCAAUCACAGCGUUCGACAAUGGAAACAGCACGUUUUACCUUGAUCGUCCUGGUCUCUUCUACUUCAUCAGCGGCUCCAACGCCCACUGCACCAGUGGACAGCGUCUCAUCGUGGAAGUGAUGCAUAUCCACCACCACCACAACCACCACGAUGUUUCCUUGCCUCCGUCCAUGUCACCUCUCUCUGCCAGCUCUCCCUCUGAAUCUGCAUUCGACUCUCAUGAUCCUGCUUCUUCCGCUGCUGCCUCCUCCCUGCUCGCCUCCUUCUUCCCUCCCUUUGCUGCACUUCUUGUUGCUCUUUUCAGCUGCCAACCAUAGCGCUUUUGUUUCAUCUUCUUAUUAGUCUUCUUUCGUUGCUAUUAAUUUUUCCGUUUCUUUUGUCAUUCAACUUUUAAGAUAUUAUUAACCUCAUAUUUUCUUCAUCAA
Brassica napus (rape) is the source of this 779-nucleotide messenger RNA. RefSeq names its product mavicyanin. Gene Ontology annotation, cellular component: plasma membrane. Gene Ontology annotation, molecular function: electron transfer activity. NCBI's taxonomy places the organism in Eukaryota, Viridiplantae, Streptophyta, Magnoliopsida, Brassicales, Brassicaceae. The coding region runs from base 75 to 671 and encodes 198 amino acids. The record is from RefSeq and is a predicted model, not a curated record. The transcript is spliced from 2 exons.